AACAACCAGAAUUAUGGAGGUUCCUCAAAGGUUAAUUUUCUUGUAGAGGCUAAAGGUUCUAGAUUUAGAAGCAUGGAUAUAAAAGACGAGUCAAUCUUAGAAAUAUUAAAAGCUGUUGAAACAAGAUGGCUCUCAUUAUCAAAUGUAAUAGGAAAUCUAUACAAAAUGAUGGACUCGGUUUUAGCUUCAUUAAAUGAAGAUUCAUUAGAAGUAGAGAAGGCAGAAAACUUGAUACCAGCACUUUCUCAUUUUAAACCUCAUUUAAAAGCAGAGAUUGAAAAUAUUUCUACAGAUUUUAUUGAAAGUAUCAAUAUAUUACCUACAUAUGGAAUUAUUUUAAGUAAUUACAUGGACUGCGAGAAAAUUAUUUCAAAUGAUCUUUCAAGCUUUGUAAAAGAUUAUGCUAUAGCAAUAAUCGAAGCAUUAAAAGAACGAUUUCCGAACUCGGAACUGUUUGAUACAUUGAACAUUUUUUGA
Molecule: messenger RNA, 477 nt
Organism: Funneliformis caledonium
Lineage: Eukaryota; Fungi; Glomeromycota; Glomeromycetes; Glomerales; Glomeraceae
Source: the annotation of a GenBank genome assembly